Molecule: messenger RNA, 6613 nt
Organism: Rhipicephalus sanguineus (brown dog tick)
Lineage: Eukaryota; Metazoa; Arthropoda; Arachnida; Ixodida; Ixodidae
Gene: msps
Product: cytoskeleton-associated protein 5
Exons: 32
Coding region: 244-6402 (2052 amino acids)
Biological process (GO): establishment or maintenance of microtubule cytoskeleton polarity; centrosome duplication; microtubule polymerization
Cellular component (GO): centrosome; microtubule plus-end; spindle pole
Molecular function (GO): microtubule plus end polymerase activity; microtubule plus-end binding
Source: RefSeq, a predicted model, not a curated record
GUGAUUGGUCGAAUUUGUGUGUAACGGAUAAAACCAACGGAUAAAUGGGUGUUCUCGUCACAUCGCGAACCUGAUGUUGCUGAUGUUGUGUUCAGGGGCUGUGGCUCGGGAAGAAUUUAAUUCGGAUUAGUUGUGUAUGGAUUUUUAAUUUUGACCAAGCGUGCGACCUGGCUGUAUUCGGGCAUCAGUGAUUCACAGACCGUUCGUCGAUGCGACUUGUUUCGAAAGUUCUAAAUCGAAAACAUGGCUGAUGACACAGAGUACUUGAAGCUGUCUGUGGAGGACCGUUGUCAACAUAAGUUGUGGAAAGCUCGUCUUAGUGGGUACGAAGAUGCCACCAAGCUUUUCGGUUCUGUCACAGACCCCAAGGGUCCAGAGUUUCAAAAGUUUCUGCCUCUCAUCAAGAACUUCGUCACGGACAGCAAUGCAGUGUCCCAGGAAAAGGGCCUCGCCGCUGUCCUAUCGUUCGUUGAAAAUGCCCAGCUGGCCAAUCGCAUAUGCGGCGACGUCCUCACCGGGCUCAUCACCAAAUGCAUUGCCGCGCCGAAGCAGAAGACGCGGGAACUGGCGCAGGAGAUCAUCUACAUGUACGUCGAAAUCGAGAAGCAGGAAGUGGUCGUGGAGGAACUUAUCAAGGCACUGGACAACAAGAACCCGAAGAUAGUGUCGGCAUGCGUGGCAACACUGAGAGAGUGCUUGCGCCUGUUUGGCGCCCGCGUCAUAGCCGUAAAGCCUCUCUUCAAGGCACUUCCAAAACUCCUCGAGGACAGGGACAAGACAGUGCGCGAAGAAAGCAAGUUGCUGACUGUCGAGCUCUACCGAUGGAUUGGAGAUGCCCUGAAGCCACUGCUGCAGUCUCUGAAGCCCAUUCAAGUGUCCGAACUCGAAGCAGAGUUUGCCAAGGUGGAGAAGGGCACUGCGACUCCCGAGCGUUACAUCCGUUCGGAGCAGGCACGAAGAGCGCAGGCAGCCGAGGCUGGCACCGAUGGCGUGGAUGGUGUCGAAGAGGGCGAGGAGUGCGGUGGUGACGGGGGCGCCACUGUUGAUGCGUACGACCUGCUGGAACCCGUUGACAUCCUCUCUAAGCUUCCCAAGGACUUCUACGAGCAGUGCGAGGCCAAGAAAUGGCAAGAGCGAAAAGAGGCGCUCGAGAAACUCCUCGAGCUCGCGAGCAAUCCUAAGCUUGAACCUGGCGACUAUGGUGAUCUUGUCAAGGUGCUAAAGAGGAUUGUGGCCAAGGACAGCAACGUAAUAGUGGUGGCGCUCGCGGCCAAAUGCCUGGCAGGGCUGGCAGCCGGUCUGAGGCAGAAGUUUCAUCCGUACGCGAAUUCGUGCAUUUCAACGUACAUAGAAAAGUUCAAGGAGAAGAAGCAGAAUGUGGUGACUGCUCUGAGGGAGGCUCUGGACAAUGCGUUCCAGGCCACAAACUUGGAAGCCAUCUUGGAGGAUGUGACAGGGGCUCUGGACAACAAGAAUCCGCAGAUAAAGGCGGAGACAACCCUGUUCUUGGCGCGUGUCUUCUCCAAAUCCACACCGGCCAUGUUGAACAAGAAGCUGCUGAAAGCAUUGGUGACAUCUUUGCUCAAGACGCUGAACGACUCUGACCCAGCCGUGAGGGAGGGUGCAAGCAUGGCCUUGGGGACAGCGAUGAAAGUGGUUGGUGAGAGGGUGAUAACACCUUUUCUUGGUGACCUGGACAAUCUCAAAAUGGAGAAGGUGAAAGAAUGCUGCGAGAAAGCAGAAGUGGUCGCUGCCCCACCUCAAAAAGCCCCUCGCAAGCCUGCUGCUGCUGCUGCAUCCCCUGGCAAGGGUAGUAUGGAGUUGAAGCCGGAAGCACAGGCCCCCACGCAAAGGAAGGCCGCAACUACAGUGGCAAAGCCUCGUGGUGGUGCCCGGGUUGUGAGACCGGGGGCUGCUUCCUCCGCUGCACCGUCGUCUGCUCCUGCAAGAGCCACGCAAAAGGCCAAAGCGUCUGGAACUGCGAAAGCGCAGUCGGGCAGCAGUGCUUCUUCCAAGCCUGUGUUCUCUGAAAUGUCUCUGGCAGACGAAGAGGUUCAAGGCCGAGCUGCAGCCUUGUUCCCAGAGGAAACCCUUACGGCUUUGGGGAGCGCAAACUGGAAGGAUCGCUUGGCUGCCAUUGAGAAGAUGAAAGAGGUUGUCGAGGCUAUGGAAGGAAGCCUGCCUGUUCAAGUCAUUGCAAAGACGCUGUGCCGUAAACCUGGACUUCGAGACACAAACUUCCAGGUGCUGAAGCUGAAGCUGGAAACUCUAGUGGUGGUGCUGGGUGGUGGACCUGUGUCCCUGUGUGUGGCCGAUUGCUUGUUGCCGGACUUGGUGGACAAGGUCGGGGACAUCAAGAACGGCCAGGGUGCCGCAUCUGCCCUGACAGCCCUGGCGGAGGCCACCUCCCUAGACCAUGUCGGCCAGGAGGUUCUACAGCUUUGUUUUGCCCAGAAGAAUCCGAAGAACCAAAGCGAGAGCCUGGUGUGGCUGGCCAAUGCUAUCAAAGAGUUUGGGCUCAAGGUUCCAGUGAAACCAGUCAUAGAAAGUAUCAAAAAAGGUCUUGCUGCUUCAAAUCCUGCGGUGAGAACAGCAUCCAUCACACUGGCUGGUGUUCUGUACCUCUACAUGGGCAAGACGCUGAGGACCUUGUUUGAAGGGGAGAAGGCCACCCUUGUGCAGCAGCUUGAUGCGGAACUUGCAAAGAUGGAAGGCCAGAAACCUCCUGCCCCCAUUCGCGGUGUGCCGACUUCCUUGGUCAACGAAGGGGGAGGUGAUGCCACAGAGGGUGCACAGGAGGCGCAAGAGGCUGCUCUCGAUAUGGAGGACCUGGUUCCUCGAACGGACAUCAGUGGCCAGCUGACGGAGACCCUGCUGUCGGAACUGUCGGACAAGAAUUGGAAGGUUCGCCAGGAGGCCCUCCAGAAGCUGGCAGCCAUCGUAGAUCAAGCCAAAUUUAUUUGCCCAGAGCUCGGUGAUCUGCCUGGCUCACUACGAGCGCGGUUGCUCGACUCAAACAAAAACUUGGCUAUCCAGGCUCUGAACAUAUGCCAGUGCCUGGGUGCAGCCCUAGGUCCCCACUGUGGACCCUAUGUUCGUACUCUUGCACCCGGCAUGUUUGCUGCCCUGGGUGACAGCAAGAACAUGGUUCGUGCGGCUGCACUCUCCUGCCUUAACGAGUGGUCUUCCCAUGCCAGCCUUGGGAGCUUCUUCGAAAACGAGAUGCUCAAGGAUGCGCUGAAAGCGGAAAACCCUCUGCUUCGGUCAGAGUUGUUUGGCUGGCUAGCGGAGCGGCUGGGCGCUAGCGACGCCAAGGGAGUACCCGGUGCAGAGUUGGCUUCCUGCCUACCCCAUCUGUACCAGUGCCUGGAAGACCGCAGCGGGGAGGUCCGCAAGAAGGCCCAGGACCUCCUCCUUCCGUGCAUGCUUCACCUCGGCUACGAGUCCAUGGCACGGGCUACAUCCAAGCUCAAGGCUUCCUCGAAAACGCUAGUCAUGGCGCAGCUCGACAAGGUCCGGCCGCAGCUUCCGGCCAAGGUUCCACCCAAGGGCAAGGCCACCAUUCUCAGGGGUGGGAGCGCCCAGGCUGCCGCUGCGCCACCCCCGAUGGCUGCUCAAGCACAGCAGGCGGCCUAUCGUGUAGAGUCUGUCACGCCUGAGGAGGAACAGGGUGCAGUUGGUGGAAGUGCCGGUGGCCGCCUGCACAAGAGCAGCUCAAGGAGCAAGAUGCCUGUGAAGCCUGCGAGCUCUGGCAAGUCGUCUCGGAAGGAGGAGGAGGUAGACUUGACGCCUCUUUUGUCCGCGAACAAUUUGAAAGAGCAACGAAUAGCCUUCGAAAGAGCCCUCAAGCUGCUCAAGUGGAACUUCAGCACUCCACGAGAGGAAUUCUACCAGCAACUGAAAGAGCAGAUGGUGGCAGCCAACUGGGCUCCUGCUUUGGUGGCCAAUUGCUUCAGUGCAGAUUUCAAGAUGCACAUCAAGGCCAUUGACAUGCUUCUAGAGUUUCUUAGCUGUCCCGGUGGUGUUGAGGCCACCAGUGCCAAUGUGGACCUGGUACUCAAAUGGCUCACUCUUCGUUUCUUCGACACCAACCCGAGCGUGCUGCUGCGAGCCCUGGAGUACCUUCAGGCGCUGUUUCCAGCGCUGUACGAAGCGGGCUACAAGAUGCACGACCUCGAGGCAUCUUCCUUCCUGCCAUACCUGAUCCUCAAGGCUGGUGAUCCUAAGGACACGGUGCGCAAAGGGGUGCACGAUAUCUUCCGGCGCAUCUACAAGGUCUUCCCAGGCAUCAAGGUGUUCAACUACCUCAUGCAGGGUUUGUCGUCCAAGAACGCCCGCCAACGGGCAGAGUGCUUGGAAGAACUGGGCUUCCUUUUCGAGGUUCUCGGCCUCCCCAUCUCGGAACCCACGCCUGCAGUGCUUCUCAAGGAAGUGGCCAGGCACAUUUCGGACAGGGACAAUGCUGUGAGGAACGCAGCGCUCAAUUGCGUGGUGCAGGCCUACUUCCGCGAGGAGGAGAGGGUCUUCAAGUACAUUGGCCAGCUUUCGGACAAGGACAAGUCUCUGCUGGAAGAACGCAUCAAGCGGGCAUCGCGCUCACGCCGCUUGACUGUGUUGCCGCCCGAGGAGUCCCCGCCUGUCAAGAACCCGACGCCCCCACGUCCACAGUCAGCUGUGUUUGCAUCCGCCACCACAAUGGAGCCCGAUCCUGAGCCAGAGGAAGUUGUACACAGGCGUCCCAAGAGUGGCACUCCUUCUGGGGCACGUCCGCGGUCACUUGGUGUCACUCUGAGCUCUGACUUGGAACGCAUGCUGGAGCAAGCAGCCGUGGCGCCACCCAAAGUCGCGGGCCUUCAAGAGGUGGAUGUUGACGCCAUCCUGGCGGAGCCGUCCAUUCAGCUGCCGCCCCGCAGAUGUCUCGAGAAAAGUGCCAGCCCUCCUAGCCAUGCUCGUAGGCUGCCCCUAGACACAGACUCCCUGGGCCUCCUCAUAUCGCGGUUGUCAUCGCAGGAAAUUCCCAUUGUGCUCGAAGGUCUGACCCAGCUGGACACAGUGCUUAGCACCGAUGGCGGUUCUGCGUUGCUGGGUUGUGCUGACCAGCUGGUGAACAUGUUGUCCCUGCAGUACCGGCUGCUCUACACUAAGCACAUAACUGAUGACUGCGUCGCCAAGGCAGAUGUUGUCGAGCUGUACAGUCGGAUUGCAGCUGUGCUCCUCAAGGUGUUUGAUGGCCGCACAUUGGGGCGACGCGUGAGCACUGGCAUUCUCAAGGAGCUGCUGCCUCAGCUGCUGAUGGUACUGCUGGACAAGCGGAUCACCGAGCUCCGCCACGGGCCUCACCUGCAGCGGACCGUCAACAUCCUUGCUCUCCACAUCAUUCGAAAUGGGAACCCCACCUGUGUUCUUAGUGCAUUGAUAACACACCUGCACGACUGCUUGGGCAACAUGAGCACCCAGACAUCCGAGAAGUACAUUGACCUGGUUGUCAAGUGCUUGUGGAAGAUGAUGUCUUCGCUUGAGAACAUUGUGGACGAGCUGAGCCUGGAUAUGGUCUUGUUGGACCUGCACCUGUUCCUGAAGGCGUACAGGGGUUCCUUCUGGGAGGGUCGGCCUUCAGACACACCAUUGCGCACGGUGCGGACUAUCAUCUACAAGCUGGUCGGGCUCAAAGGUCACAAGCUGCUGACGUAUGCAGAAAUGGUGCCAGGCCAAGAAGAGUCUUCCCUCGUGAAUACGAUCACCAAGAUGCUGAAGAUGCACGCUCGCAAAAGUGCAGAGAUUUCUGCAAACAGGGGAUUUUCUGAUGACUCUCAGAACAAGAGCAAUGACGAAUCCGAGCAGAAGAGCGUUCAUCAGCAGUUCAAGAACGUCAUGCUCAAGUUGAGCAGUGAAGACGACUUUGACGAGCAUAUUCAGGUACUGCACCGGCUGUGUAAGAAGAACCCAGGCUUCAAUCUGGACCGGCUUCUCAGCACCUGUUCGCCACACAUCCGCGAGAUAGUGCGAACAAGGCUAAACGAACUUGAAAAGCAACCUCCAGGCUCCAAUGUAGCACAUGUUCUUCCUCUGCGCAUGAAUGAUACCAAUCGCCACAGCUACUCCAGUAGUCCUCGGAAAGGAGACUUGUCGAAGCUGCCCAAGGACUACAUCCACUGGAGUCGGAAGCAAUGGGCAACUCGCCUUAAUGCAGUCUUAGAUCAGCUGAAUGCCAAAAGGCGCUUCAAUGUCGAUGACUAUCCCUCAUCGGAAGAAAUCCCCAACAUAUACAGUGAACCCCUGCAUGUUCAAGAGGAAAGGUAUCAGCAGAUGAUACAGCGGUCGGAGGACACGACAAAAACGGCGUUGCAGAUAAUCGCCGACUUUAGGAACCAUGGUAGAAGUCGCGAGGACUCUCAAUGCUGAGCAGCAUGGCAGUUUUGAGUUCUUGUUUAGCAGACGGCGGGCUGUUUGGCCUGCACCACGCAUUUGACGAAUAACCAAUGCAUCCUGUGUAAAUAUAUGUGGAGAUUAAGGAACGCUAGUACCGAUUAAGUUAGUCUUCAUGAAUGUGCUUUUAGUUUACCUGCUUUUAAAUGUGCUUUUAUUCGCGUGAAUAAAUUAUUCCACCAAUGGA